Molecule: messenger RNA, 716 nt
Organism: Momordica charantia (bitter melon)
Lineage: Eukaryota; Viridiplantae; Streptophyta; Magnoliopsida; Cucurbitales; Cucurbitaceae
Product: large ribosomal subunit protein eL30
Cellular component (GO): cytosolic large ribosomal subunit
Molecular function (GO): RNA binding; structural constituent of ribosome
Source: RefSeq, a predicted model, not a curated record
UUUCACAUUCCUCUUCUUCGCAGUACCUCCACCUUUGGUCGUCAAAAAUCUUCAGCGUAGGGCAAGGGGACGAUGGCGGCGGCGAAGAAGACGAAGAAGACUCAUGAGAGCAUUAACAACAGGCUCGCCCUUGUGAUGAAGAGCGGCAAGUACACACUGGGCUAUAAAACCGUCCUACGCACUAUUCGCAGCUCCAAAGGGAAGCUUAUAAUCCUAUCGAACAACUGCCCGCCGCUGCGUAAGUCUGAAAUUGAGUACUACGCGAUGCUUGCUAAAGUUGGGGUUCACCACUACAACGGAAGCAAUGUUGAUCUUGGAACCGCCUGUGGCAAGUAUUUCCGCGUGUCAUGCCUCAGCAUUAUUGACCCAGGUGACUCUGAUAUUAUCAAGUCGCUUCCUGGUGAUCAGUGAUAGUACCCUUUAGAAGCUGUCUUUUUUGCGGCAUCUUUUAUCUUCAGCAAACGGUGGAAUUUCCAUCUUUUAAUGUCCUCAGAAUAGCAACCUACUUUCUGCAGUCAAUUUUUAAAAAUGUUAAUGGUACUUGUGUAAAAAACCCAGAUUUUGUUGAUGUCUUUGAGGUUUUGUUUAGUUGAGAUGUGGUCUAAAGUGGAAUGUUCAAGUAUUUUUAUCUAUUUAUGCCUAGACGAUUGAGAAUUCAGAAUUUCCUUGUCUUCCGCAUUAGCAAUGCAAUUCUGCUUCUCAUUACUGGAUUUAAA